AUGCGAGUGGAAAGUUGUUGGAUUGGGACACCGAAAAUGCCAGUGUUUAUAGUACGAGAAGACGGGUGUACAAUUGAAAAAGCAAUUUUGACAUCUCCAGUUUAUACCUCUUUUAAUAGGGCAGCAGCCAUCGGAUGGAUGGCUGUAAGGCAGAAAAACAUGAAAUACAUGCACGUCGGCUGCACCAUUCGUCUCUGCCAUCUCUGUGAUCCAGCGUGUCAGGAGAUUACGCCGCCUCGAAGCUGUAACGACUCUCGUGCCAAUGACUAUGAAGCCAUGUGGAAUAGCUCCUCGAAAGUGAAAAAUCUCUGUUUUCCUUCUCCAUCGACAACCGAGAACUCAUUGGAAUCCAAUUUUUCGCAAACAUUUUCUGCUUUAUCAAAUUCAAUGAUUUUCAGCAUUGUUUAUUUGUUAUCAGUUUGCUGA
Messenger RNA from Caenorhabditis briggsae, 426 nucleotides. RefSeq names its product Protein CBR-SYX-16 (gene Cbr-syx-16). NCBI's taxonomy places the organism in Eukaryota, Metazoa, Nematoda, Chromadorea, Rhabditida, Rhabditidae. The coding region runs from base 1 to 426 and encodes 141 amino acids. The record is from RefSeq and is a predicted model, not a curated record. The transcript has 3 exons.